AUGAGGACGUAUGAUUAUUUUAUCAAGGCUAAACAAAAUGUAAAUAAAUUUUUAUUCUGGUACAAAACAUCAAGUAUAGGCCAUCGAAAUUUUGUUUGGCUAUUCGUUGGAUGUUUCUGUGGAUAUGUAUAUGGAAAGUCUGAAUAUAAUAACAAAAAAAAAGGGAAAGGAAUAUAUGGAGACUUAAUAUGUGUUGAUGAAUAUAUAGUUAAUAAAAAAAAUAUAAUGAAUUUUGAAAAAAAUUAUAAUAAAUUAAAUAUACAUGCAUUUAAAAAUAGAGGAUAUGAAUAUACUAAACUAUUUAAAGCCAUUAAUUGGGAAAAUUCACCUUUAAGUUAUUUACAAUUACGAUUAUGGAGAGACCAACCAAGUUAUGAUGCAUAUUUAAAAAAUCAAUCAGUCAAUGAAUUAUUAGAUAAUGUAAAAAAUGAAUGUACAUCAUAUAAAAGUAACCUUUAUGAAACCAUUGUCGAUGAUUCUAUAGUUCGAAUUAUUCAAUAA
Molecule: messenger RNA, 501 nt
Organism: Plasmodium vinckei vinckei
Lineage: Eukaryota; Apicomplexa; Aconoidasida; Haemosporida; Plasmodiidae
Product: conserved Plasmodium protein, unknown function
Exons: 1
Coding region: 1-501 (166 amino acids)
Source: RefSeq, a predicted model, not a curated record